AGAGAGAGAGAGAGAGAGAGCGAUGAACAAGGAAUGUGCCACUAAUAAGAAACCGGAGCGUCGUUGAGGACGCAAGAGAGGAGGGCAAAAGAAGGAACGGCUGAAGAAAAACGACCAGAAAUGCGUUAAAAAGUAUCGAAGGGGGGACAAAAGGGGCAAUACACAGCCAACACGUGAAUGGAAGGAUUAUAAUCCACCGUUGGAGGGAUUUUGACGCUCCCCAUGAGGAGAUUUGAACCAUGCAUGGACUGCUGCUGCUUCUGAGUUUGGCGUUGAGUUUCCACAGAGUGCGGACGGCGCGGUUCUCUCAGGAGCCUGCAGACCAGUCAGUGGUUCUGGGCCAGAGGGUGGUCCUGUCCUGCGUGGUCUUCAACUAUUCGGGCAUUGUGCAGUGGACCAAGGAUGGGCUGGCCUUAGGCAUCGGAGAAGACCUCCGGGCCUGGCCCCGGUAUCGUGUGUUAAGGCUGGUGGAUGUUGGGCAGUAUAAUCUGGAGAUCUCGGCCGCUGAACUCUCAGAUGACUCUCUCUACGAGUGCCAGGCGACGGAGGCUGCGCUGCGCUCACGACGGGCCAAACUCACCGUCCUCAUUCCUCCCGAUGAGCCGGUGAUUGAGGGGUCCCCGGAGAUCCUCCUCACAGCAGGGGUUCCCUAUAACAUGAGCUGUGUGUCCCGUGGAGCCAAACCUGCCUCCGUCAUAGAGUGGCAGAAAGACGGCCUGCCGAUAGAAGGGACUGUCAGCACCACGGAGGUGCUUCAAGACAGGAAACGCGUGACCACACGCAGCUUCCUGCCCAUUCUACCAGUGGAUACAGACACUGGGAAGAACUUCACCUGUGUGGCUACUAACCUGGCCGUGCCGAUGGGCAAACGGACCACUAUCACCCUCAACGUACACCACCCUCCAGUGGUGACGUUAUCCAUUGAGCCUCGCUCCGUAUUGGAAGGAGAGAGAGUGACCUUCACCUGCCAAGCCACUGCCAACCCACCUAUUAUGGGUUAUAAGUGGGCAAAGGGAGGUGUGGUCAUACAGGGGGCGAGAGAGAGUGUUUUUUUCACCAAGGCGGAUCACUCUUUCUUCACCGAGCCUGUGUCCUGCCAGGUGUUCAAUGCCGUGGGCAGCACUAAUGUCAGUAUACUCGUCGAUGUCCACUUUGGGCCUAUCCUGGUUGUAGAGCCUAAACCAGUAACGGUGGACUUAGACUCGGACGUCACUUUAAAUUGCAAGUGGGCUGGAAAUCCUCCGCUCACACUAACCUGGACAAAGAAGGGUUCAAGCAUGGUUUUGAGUAAUAAUAACCAGCUCUAUCUGAAGUCAGUAAGUCAGGCAGAUGCUGGUCAGUAUGUGUGUAAGGCCAUCGUGCCUAGGAUCGGAGUGGGCGAGACAGAGGUCACACUCACUGUCAACGGUCCACCCAUCAUCUCCAGCGAACCGGUCCAGUAUGCAGUUCGAGGGGAGAGAGGGGAAGUCAAGUGUUAUAUUGCCAGCACCCCUCCCCCUGACAAGAUUGUGUGGGCAUGGAAGGAGAACGUGUGGGAAAAGGAGAAGGGGACCCUAUCAGAACGAUACACGGUAGAACAGAGCAAACUGAGCUCGCAGGGUGGCGCAGUGCUGUCUACCCUCACCAUCAACAACGUCAUGGAGUCAGACUUCCAGUCGACGUACAACUGCACUGCGUGGAAUUCAUUCGGCCCGGGGACCAUGAUCAUCACACUGGAGGAGACCGAGAUAGUUCCAGUCGGGAUCAUUGCGGGCGGCACCGUCGGCUGUUCGAUUCUGCUUCUCCUGUGUUUACUAGCGUUAGUGCUGUUUUUGUACCGGCAACGCAAAGGAAGUCGUCGAGGGGUCACGCUCGGCAAGCCAGAUAUCAAGGUGGAGACCAUAAACAAAGAGACCCACAGCCUGGAGGAAGACUCGGGUAGCGUCUCCACUGCAACACGCAUGGUUAAGGCCAUGUACUCUUUUUUACCUUCUGUGACCCUCUCUCCCUCCUCCCAGCCUUUUAAGGAUGACAUUGACCUCAAACAGGAGUUACGCAGUGACACGCUGGACACGCGCCAGGACUAUGAGCUCAAGGACCCAACAAACGGCUACUACAACGUGCGAGCUUCCACCCACGAUGAGGGACGUCCCGCCUCCCGAUCCAUGCACUACUCAGACUAUCGCACCUCGGGCCAGCCAGGGGGCGCUGCGGCCGUUGUUAGCAGUAGCUCAGGAGCUCCAGGAGCCACGGCAGGUCCGGGAACACCGAGCAGUUUGGCUCCGGGGUCACGAGCGGGCUGCUACGACCCUCGUCCUCCCUCCAGACUCUCACACAACAGCUAUGCCCAAUUCAACACGUUCACCCGCGCUGGGCAGUCCCAGCAGCCUCCGCCCAGUUCUGGCCCACAGACUAGCGACUUCCCUGCUGAAUGCAGCCUCUUGGACUCGACCGCACAGCUCGGAUAUGAGAAUUAUGGCUACCCGUCGCACUAUCCGGCGUUUCGGAUGGGUUUCGCUCCGCCCAGCCUCGCCCCGUUAGAAGGCGGGCCGGCUUAUGAGAUGUACGGGGUCGGGCCGAGCGUCGGCGCAGGAGGCGCCACCGGGACCCCAGAAACUGGACUUGGGAAAUACGGCAGUUCCACACGGUUCUCCUACACCUCCCAGCAUUCCGAUUAUUCCCACCGACACACACAGAGGAUGCAGACACAUGUGUAAGAGAGAAGCAUCACGUGCACGUAACACAAGUUACGCUGAUGUAUAAGUACACACACUUACACAGAUACACAGGACGGAGAUAAUGAAUGAACCACAGAUAAACACAGGAGGGUGAACGAGCGAAGUAAACACAGGCCGAGAAAAGAGAACGGGAUGCGGGGCAGGAGAGUCUUAGCGUUUAUUUCUCAGCUGCAGGAGCUGA
Molecule: messenger RNA, 2898 nt
Organism: Rhinichthys klamathensis goyatoka
Lineage: Eukaryota; Metazoa; Chordata; Actinopteri; Cypriniformes; Leuciscidae
Gene: kirrel1a
Product: kirre like nephrin family adhesion molecule 1a
Exons: 15
Coding region: 240-2696 (818 amino acids)
Biological process (GO): cell-cell adhesion
Cellular component (GO): cell-cell junction
Molecular function (GO): cell adhesion molecule binding
Source: RefSeq, a predicted model, not a curated record